AAAUAUCAGCUUCUCGACUGCGUUAUAAUUUGAUAAGUAAACAAAAUACCCAUAAUGAUUCAAAUUCUGAAAAGGAGAAGAAAAUUUUGAUCAAGAAACUGUGGAAAGCAAGAAGGGUUCAAAGGAGAAACUUUGCUGCUUUUAUAAACUCAGGUUCAUGUGCUAGAAUUCAAAGAUUGAUUUUAUGGUCAGCUGAAAUAAAGGAAAUGAAAAAAAACCUUAAUAAGCUUUGUGAGGCUCCUGCAGACUGUACUUAUGCUGAUCGUUCAGUUGUGGAUUACCAGACUUUAAUGAAGAUCCUACGCAGACUGAAUGGAACGAGACAAGGCUAUAAGCUGCAUGGUCUGUUAAGGAGGGGCAUUGGAUUUCAUCAUGGCUCAAUGGAAUACAGAGAAAGACAAGUUGUAGAGUUGCUUUUUAGAUUGAGACAUGUCAAGGUGGUAACAGCUACCUCAUCCCUUGCUUUGGGAAUUAAUAUGCCGUGUAAAUCUGUUGUUUUUACAGAAGAUUCUGUUUUUUUGGAUGCCUUAAACUUUCGACAGAUGUCUGGCCGCGCAGGAAGACGUGGAGAAGAUCUUAUAGGCAGUGUCUUCUUCUAUGGUAUUCCAUUACCUAAGAUAGAAAGACUCUUAAAAUCUAAUGUGCCCAAACUGAAGGGUCAAUUUCCUUUAAAAUUGUCUUUGAUUCUCAGACUUAUGCUACUUGUUGCUAAAGCAGAUGACAGAGAGGAUGCCAAAGCAAAGGCAUUAUCAGUUCUUCAGCAUUCAUUGAUAUCCUUCAAGCAACCAAGGAUCAACAGAGUGAUAAAAUUUUAUUUUGUAUAUUCUUUGCGCUUCUUAGUCACAGAGGGUUACCUGAAUCAAGAAUGUAUUCCCAUUGGAUAUUCUGGACUUGUGUCUCAUUUGCACUACCAUGAGCCUGCAAAUUUUGUUUUUGUAAGCUUGCUUUUAAAAGGUUUAUUUCACAAGUUAUGUGUUCCAACCUACAUACAUGGCUGCAAGUCAUUUUCCGAAGAUGUGAUGGAAACCUUAGUGGUAGUAUUAGCCAAUCUUUUUGGAAGAAAGUAUUUACCACCCUGUGUAAAAAAUUUUGAAAAGAACUUUUCUCAUUCAGUGGUGAUUCUAAAUGCUCUUCCCAAGAACUUUGCUGAAGUGGUAGAGGAAUACAACAACAGAAUUCAGAAUAAUUUUGUUUCCUUUCUCUUAACAAUUUCUAAGUUGGCUGACAUGAGAAAAGAAUGCCAACUACCACUCUCAGAAACUGACUUUCCCGGUAAAGAGUAUGAAGAUUCUGAACUGGUCUUUCAUUUGAUGCCUGGGACUGAAAGCAGAACUGCUGUCUCCCCAUUUGCUUGCCUGUCCAACAUAACUGAUCAAGAUUUAUUUGAUUUUAAUGUGCUAAGUGAUGCCAUGUUACGAACAAUAAACAUGAAUGUAAAAAAUAUUCCUUUCCUAUGCUUGAAUAAACAAGAUGGAAUUGGAAGAAAAUGCCCAUUGAAUGGUUAUGUAUUGAACUUCUACAAACAUGGUUCCUUGUCAAUGCUGCAAUUGGAUAAUUGGCUCAAUAUGGGAGAUGCCUUUAAUUUUAUCAGAGACUUUACACUUGUUAUUCAGUCCAUCAGCAUUUCACUAAGUGAAUUAUGUGAUGAUGAAAAUGAUAAUGUUGUGUUGGCAUUUAAACAACUAAGUGAAGCAUUCAAAGCAAAACUUUGGAAAAAAAGAAGAUUCAGAAAAUAUUAAAGUUUACCUAAGUACUAUGGUCCUAGAAAACUAAAUUCAAGAAAUCACCCACUUUUUUGGUGUGUGUUUUAGGAAAUGACUCGAUACGACCACCCCUUCUUAUGUGUUGAAGAUGACCUCCUUGUUGAUCUAUCACAAUGCUCAGAUACCCUCCAAAUUCUUAUUCCUUGUCAUAAAUGAUUACCUGU
This is a messenger RNA of Talpa occidentalis (Iberian mole), 1927 nucleotides long. Its product is annotated as probable ATP-dependent RNA helicase DDX60. Lineage: Eukaryota; Metazoa; Chordata; Mammalia; Eulipotyphla; Talpidae. The coding region runs from base 207 to 1739 and encodes 510 amino acids. The record is from RefSeq and is a predicted model, not a curated record. The transcript is spliced from 13 exons. Gene Ontology annotation, cellular component: cytoplasm.